Molecule: messenger RNA, 399 nt
Organism: Pieris macdunnoughi
Lineage: Eukaryota; Metazoa; Arthropoda; Insecta; Lepidoptera; Pieridae
Source: the annotation of a GenBank genome assembly
AUGAACGAAGUUUCCCGCGCUUUUUCGGCUAUGUGUUUGUGUAUAUUUUCAAACGCCGCUGGCUAUCAACCCGUCCCAUAUGUUAUUAUGUCAGAACUAUUUUCUUUUCAACACCGAGGAAUGGUGACUUCCUUUAUCAGUAGUGUUGACGCUCUCAGCGAUUUCCUACAAACAAAAGCCUACGACCCGAUGCUGAAAUAUUUCGGCAUUCACUGGGUGUUCAUAUUUUUCUCUCUCGUAUGCUUCUUAGGGACAUUUUACACUGUCCUCUACGUACCAGAGACUAAAGACCGAAGCGUAGAAGAGAUCUAUGCUUUACUAGAAGAUGGAAGACAGAAGGAGAAAAGGAAAGAUGUAGAGAAUGGUAUAGACAAAGACGAUGAAGUGAGUCGGCUUUAG